CGCGGGGAGCGGGGCUAUGGGGGGCGCGCGGGGGACGCGGCGGGACCCCACGGGUGGAGGGCGGGCGGGGAGCGGGGGGCGGGGCGGGACCCUCGGGGGCGGGGCGCGGGGCCAGCCCGGCUCCUCAAUCCCGGGUGCCUCUGCCCUGGCGGGCCGGCCCCGGCCACCUGCGCCCCGCCCCUGCGGCCGCGCCCGAGCCCGGGAACCGCGGAGGCGCGCCCUGCCUCGGGAAGGGCGAGUUCCCGUUCCGCCGCGCGGGUCUGGCUCCGCCGACAGUAACCCCGCGGCGCUGGGGAUGCGGCUGCGCUGAGCGCUCGUCCGCCGCGGAUCCGAGGAGCCGGCGUUGACCGAGUGUCUUUCCUGGUGUGUGAGAAGGUGGACUCGGAGCCGGCAGGAUGACCAACCCUGCGGCCACGCAGAACAAGGAAAUAGACUGCCUGAGCCCAGAAGCUCAGCGACUGGCGGAGGCCAGGCUGGCGGCGAAGCGUGCGGCCCGGGCCGAGGCUCGAGAGAUCCGAAUGAAGGAGCUGGAGCGGCAGCAGAAGGAGAUCUAUCAGGUUCAAAAGAAAUAUUACGGGCUGGAUACAAAAUGGGGUGACAUCGAGCAGUGGAUGGAAGACAGUGAGCGCUACUCGCGUAGAUCCAGAAGGAACACGUCGGCUUCUGAUGAAGAUGAACGCAUGUCAGUGGGUAGUCGUGGAAGCCUGAGGUCGCAGCCUGACUUGGAGUGUGGGGGUCCCUACGCCUGGACAAAUGGUUAUGAUGGAGAAUUAUAUGGAUCACAGUCCCUGAAUAGAAGAUCUGGCAGGAAUUCCAGCUACAGCGGUGACGGCAGAAUCUCCACUUUGUCAUCAUCCAGAGAGGAGAAGUUGAGACUCUCCUGCUCCAGCCUCGGGCUUCCGAGUGGUGGCCUUGCUCCCAAACCCUUGUCUGCCCAGAAUGGAAACCGGCCCUCCUAUGUGUACAGUGCUGCCCGGCCGGCGGGGAGUUACCGGGCGUCUGUAUUGGACGAGAGCAGCCUCGGCGGGGCUCGGCGGGGCAGUGCCUGUGGCUCCUACGCUCCCUCGGAGCACAGCGGCCACCUCAACUCCAGCUCCCGCGCCUCCUCCAGAGCCAGCUCGGCACGGGCCAGCCCAGUGGUUGAAGAGAGAGGAGAAAAGGAUUUCACCGAGAAGGGGUCUCGUAGCCUGCCCAGCCUGUCUGCAGCCACACUGGCCUCCCUGGGUGGGACUUCCUCCCGGCGGGGAAGUGGGGACACUUCCAUCUCCAUAGACACGGAGGCAUCCAUUAGGGAAAUCAAGGAACUGAAUGAGUUAAAGGACCAGAUUCAGGAUGUAGAAGGCAAAUACAUGCAGGGAUUGAAAGAGAUGAAGGACUCGCUAGCGGAAGUGGAAGAGAAGUAUAAGAAGGCCAUGGUGUCUAAUGCUCAGCUAGACAACGAGAAGACAAACUUCAUGUACCAGGUUGACACCCUGAAAGAUAUGAUGCUGGAGCUCGAAGAACAGCUGGCUGAAUCUAGGCGACAGUAUGAAGAGAAAAACAAAGAAUUUGAAAGGGAGAAGCAUGCCCACAGUAUACUGCAAUUUCAGUUUGCUGAAGUGAAAGAGGCCCUGAAACAAAGAGAAGAAAUGCUGGAGGAAAUCCGACAGCUACAGCAGAAACAGGCAAGUUAUAUCAGGGAGAUUUCUGAUCUUCAGGAAACAAUAGAGUGGAAAGACAAAAAGAUAGGGGCAUUAGAGAGGCAGAAAGAGUUCUUUGAUUCCAUAAGGAGUGAACGAGAUGAUCUUAGAGAAGAAAUAGUCACGCUGAAAGAGGAAUUCAAGAAACAUGGAAUAAUCCUAAAUUCAGAAAUAGCUACCAAUGGAGAGACUUCAGACACUCUCAAUAAUGUUGGAGCCCAAGGUCCCACCAAGAUGACAAAAGAAGAGUUGAACGCCCUCAAGGCGACAGGGGAUGGGACCCUAGGAAGAGCCAAUGAAGUGGAGGUGAAAAAUGAAAUUGUGGAGAAUGUGGGGAAAAGAGAAAUCUUGCAGAAUACUGAGCAAGAACAGCACAAAGAGGACCCAAUAAAGGAUUAUGUGGACACAGAGGUGUUACAUCCUGGUGAAAAUGCUGAGGACCAGAAACCCUCUGAAGACAGUGCCCCCUCCCUAGGAACGUUAGCAAAUGCUACCGAUGAGGAACAGGUUCAAAGCCAAAUUCUAGAGAAUGCUUCCUUCCUUGAAAAUACAGAGCAGGUAGAGUCAAACGAGGUCCUAAACAGGCCAGAUGAUAGGACGGAAGCAUCCGUUGAGGAGUCCAAAUGUUGGAGUGAUUUAGAUAGUGAAAUCCCAGGGCCUGUGAUUGGGCAGGAUGGCUGUAAUACCUUGGAUAUCGAAAACCAAAGUAAAGAAUCUGCAGAAAAACAGGAAGAAGAAAAACAAGAAGACUUUAAAACCAACUUGGGAGAUGUUAGCGUAAAACCAUCUCAGGAAUCUGCUCCUUUGCAAAUAUCUGAAGUUGAAAGGGUGAGCGGUACAGACACUGGGGAGCAGAAUGGGAGCCCCACAGAGGGUGUGAUAGAGGCAGGGCUAACUGGAUUUGAGGAGCGAGUGGGCACAGUAGCCUCGAGUCCUCCAAGGGACAGCAAUGACACCGAGAGUCAUGAUGAAAAAUGUGUGGUAGAUGCCCCCAAAGAGUUGGACCCAAGCACAGGGCAUGAUUUAGAGAAAGAACUCACCAACCAGGAAGUGGCUGAGCCCAAGGAAAUCCCAAGUCAGUACGCAGAAGUAGGUGGGGAGAACAAUGAAGAAGAAGAUGACGGAAGGGAAUUGAGGGGUGAGAAACCAAUCCAGAUGGAAGUCCAAACCAUCCCGUCUUCUCCAGCAGCCGAAGACAGUGCUCAGCAAGCAACAGGUCCACGUAUGGUAGAUGCCGAAAGAGAACCCCUAGAUAUGAAAGAAGCCGAUGAAGAAAAGAGUGACCAACAGGGGGAAGCAUUGGAUUCAUCACAGAAGAAGACAAAGAACAAGAAAAAGAAAAAUAAGAAGAAAAAAUCACCAGCCCCUGUAGAAACCCUUAAAGACGUUAAGAAAGAGUUAACAUUUCAGAAUCCAGAUUUACGUGAAGUUAAGGAAGAAGAGCAGGUCAAAUUUACUGACGAAAAACCAGUUGUAGAAGCACAAAAUGAGGUCAGUAAAAAUCCAGAACAGAAAACUGUAGCAGGAAACAGUGAAAAUGUGGAUUGUCCAGAAAAUCCUAAAAUUGAGUCGGAUGGAAACCUUAACCAAGAAGAUUACGAUGUAAACACUAAAGCAGGGAAAGUAAUAGCUGAUGGAGACACAUUAAAUUUUGAAGAUGAUACAAUUCAAUCACCAGACACUAGUGAUAAAGAAUUAGAUGAAAGUGUUAUAAAAGAUGAUGCUAAAGCAGAUGGCGCCACUCAAAGCCAUCCUCCAGAACCAGAGAAGGAAGAAGCGUCCGACAGCGCCCUGCUCGAAAAUGAAAGUCCCUCAAAUGACAUUAAUGAUGCCUCUCAAACAGAAAGUACAGAGGGGCAUGUAAUGUCAGAAUAUCCAAGUCAGAUAGUCGGGAAGAUUUCAGAUAGCAAUAGUCUAGAAAACGAUGAGUUGGCACUGGCAGGAGAGUUGCCAGAUUCAGAAAUCGGAGAAGAGAUAAGAGGCAGAAAUGAGAAGGGCAAAAGCAAAGAAGACUGCUCCUUGUCAUAAGUUGAGGCUUGCUUGUAAGGCAAAGUUCUAGAGAGGGGCCAAGCCUGCACAGUAAGUCCAACUGUAAAGACCCUUGUCUGUUAUCUCCACUGGUGAGAUGCAGAAAAUGUUCUAGAUGGAUAUAGAUGCACCAUAUGACAAUCAACCACCGAAUUAGAUACCUACUUUAAGUUAUAGCCUGUUACUUGUAGAUUUAUAUUUCAUCAGUAAGUUAUCACCCAGAUUAGGAAGACACAUUUGUUAUCAGUGUAAGUUCUAAUCGAGAGCAUUCCAGUAGUAUCAAACAAUAAUGUACACUGUUUAGAUUCCUGCCUGAAAUCAAAGAAAAAUAUUUAGCCUUUGCCUUUAACUGAUAUGAAUGCGGAUGUUCCUGAGCAAAUACGUCGCAUCUACUUAAAAUGACCAAAUAGCAUUCUAUUUCCACAUGAUGAGCAUAAUUUAAUUUGUCUCAGUCAAAUUUAUGUACUUUCAUAUUUGAUUUUGAUAUGUACUUUAUAACUCGUAUGGUAUUUUAUUUUAAAAGGAGAUAAAUGACCAACUAGCAUAUAGGGUGCUGAGUGAUAAGAUUUGCACCUUAGGACAAUAAUGAAUCAUAUUAGCGAGGUCUUACGUGCCUUUACCUCAUGGAAGUAUUCUGUCUUAAACCAAUAUUUUUGGAUCUCAUUGUUGACAGUUCCUCAACUUAUUUUGUAGAUUUUGACUUCACUUCAUGGUGGUUAUGCACCAAAGUCAUUUUAUACAAAGAUUUUAAUUUUUUCCUGGAAGAGACAUACAUUGAAAUGGCAUUUCCCACUGGAGUAUUUGGGUGGGGAGAAUCAUACCUAAAAUUCAUUUUUUUAACCUUAAAAUGAUUUCUUUAUUUGUCUACUCCUUGUUCAGAAGAGCAAUUCAAAAGGUUCAUGUUCUUAUGCAAACGGCUAAUUAGACUGUAACAGGAUAUUUUAAAUAGUUGACUCCCUUUGGGUAUUUUGGUAUAAAUAUUUUUGUUUGUUGUUUCUCCAUAUGUUCUUAUCGGAAAAUUCUUGUUUUGAUCUUUCUGAAGGAAAUAUAUAUUCUUUAUAUAAAGAAGCAAUUAAAAAGUAAUUGUGAAGUUAAAUCAAAAAAAUAAUUGUCAAAGACUAAAAUGACAAGGAAAUGUACGUUAUGAAUGCUGUUGACAAUUUAUGAGAGUACAUGAAUUCAUAUUACUGUUACAAGAUAUCAUUGAGUGCAAAAAAGACCAAAACCUCAAUAAAAUUUGAGGCAAACAUAAUAAGUGUUAUUAUGUAAUUGAAAUAAAAACAUUUUGUAAUUUCA
Messenger RNA from Equus caballus (horse), 5003 nucleotides. RefSeq names its product LRR binding FLII interacting protein 1 (gene LRRFIP1). The record is from RefSeq and is a predicted model, not a curated record. Gene Ontology annotation, biological process: regulation of transcription by RNA polymerase II. Gene Ontology annotation, molecular function: DNA-binding transcription factor activity, RNA polymerase II-specific; RNA polymerase II cis-regulatory region sequence-specific DNA binding. Lineage: Eukaryota; Metazoa; Chordata; Mammalia; Perissodactyla; Equidae.